AUGCCCCAUGUGCUAGUGGCACAGCCUCAGCUGCCAACACCACCACCUACACCAUUGCCUGUAACUUAUGGGUUUAAGCUAGUGUAUGAACGUUUCAGAAAACAAGCCCCACCAACCUUUGAAGGGAAAGCUAAUCCCAUAGUGGCAGAGGAUUGGUUAAGAUCGAUCGAGGUCAUCUUCGAUCACAUGGAGUUAAAUGAUCGCCAGAGAGUCUCAUGUCCAAUCUAUUUACUCAAGAUAGAUGCACGAAUAUGGCAGGAUGUAAUUAAACCGACUCGUGAUUUGAAUAUCAUGACUUGGGAAGAAUUUGUCCAGGAUUUUAGCAAAAAGUAUUGCAGUGUGGUCGUGCUUGCAAACAAAGUAGAUGAGUUUGUAACUUUGGUACAAGGAAACCUAUCUGUCACUGAUUAUGCACAUAAGUUCGAUAGGUUGGCAAAAUUUGCUCCUGAAGUUGUACCAACUGAAACUCUGAGAGUCCAAAGGUUCGUGAGGGGGCUCAAGUCGAUGAUCCCUAGGGAUGUUAUGAUGACCAGUUCUGAAGUGGUCAGUUAUGUGAAAGUACUUUAUAGGGCACUUGAAGCAGAAUAUUUGGAAGAUCAGAUAGGAAAGGAUAAUGCUGCCAGAAGAGAGACCUAA
Humulus lupulus (European hop) is the source of this 636-nucleotide messenger RNA. RefSeq lists its product as uncharacterized. The record is from RefSeq and is a predicted model, not a curated record. Lineage: Eukaryota; Viridiplantae; Streptophyta; Magnoliopsida; Rosales; Cannabaceae. The transcript has a single exon. Bases 1 to 636 code for a protein of 211 amino acids.